Messenger RNA from Drosophila virilis, 1015 nucleotides. Its product is annotated as chymotrypsin-2. The record is from RefSeq and is a predicted model, not a curated record. Gene Ontology annotation, biological process: proteolysis. NCBI's taxonomy places the organism in Eukaryota, Metazoa, Arthropoda, Insecta, Diptera, Drosophilidae. Gene Ontology annotation, molecular function: serine-type endopeptidase activity.
AGAAGCCAUAAAAGUAACACUUCAUGGCAUGCCACAUCCAGUCCACAUACAAUAUGCUGUUGCUGCUGCUGCUGUCCAUGUCGCUCCUUGUGGCUCGCGCCGUGCAGCAGGAGGAGCUGCUUUAUCCACCCCAAUACACCGGCCAGCGCAUUGUGGGCGGCGAGGAUGCACCCGAGGGUAUGGCGCCCUAUCAAAUAUCGUUGCAGGGCGCCAACAGUGGCCAACAUUCCUGUGGCGGCGCCAUCAUUGAUGAGCACUGGAUACUGACCGCGGCGCACUGCAUACACGGCAAGGCGCCCAAUGCAUUCCGUGUGCUCACCGGCACACAGGAUCUGCAGCAGAAUGUGUCCAAAUACUAUUAUCCGGACAGAAUCAUCGAGCACUGUGCCUAUGAGCCGCGCAAAUACCGGAAUGAUAUUGCGCUCCUGCAUCUGAACGAAUCGAUUGCCUUCGACAAUGCCACCCAACCCGUGGAGCUGAGCCAUGAGCCGCUGGUGCCGGGUGACUGGCUGCUGCUAACCGGCUGGGGCACGUUGUCACUGGGCGGCGAGGUGCCCGCCAAGCUGCAACGUCUGGAGGUCGAAUAUGUGCCCUUCGAGCAGUGCCGCGAGGCACACGGCAAUAGCAGCCACGUGGAUAUUGGCCAUGUCUGUACCUAUAAUGACAAGGGGCGGGGCGCAUGCCACGGCGACUCCGGCGGCCCCCUGGUGCACAAUGGCAAACUAGUGGCGCUGGUCAAUUGGGGCAUGCCAUGUGCCAAAGGCAAGCCCGAUGCCAGUGCCAGCAUUGCCUACUAUCAUGACUUUAUACGCACCCAUCUCAGUCUGCACGAGUCCGAGGCAGCUGCUGCAGGGGAGGAGCAGCCAGUUUGGAGAAGUAAAUCCCAUUGCAAUUGAUCAAGGAAUACGGGCUCAAGUUAUUGACAAUCACUUAAUAUGAGGCUAACUAACAGAAUCUCAGUUAAACAACAUUUUAAAGUCCUAUUAAAGUCCAAUUAAAAACUUGAAAUCAGAAA